AUGCCCUCCCCGCAUCUUGCUGAAGAGAUGUACGAUGCCUGGGCUAGGGUCACUAAUCCUAGCCGAGUGCUUGAGGACAUCCUUGAGGAUCAGAAGAAAUCUCGCACCCUUUACAAUAUGAUCCGACGCCAGGCCAAAUUCAUUGAAGCUGAGCGAUCGAAAGACUUUGACCUUGGCGAGAUCACCAUCUUUGACAAGGUGCUUGUUGACCUUUGGCGUGAGGGGCACCAGCUCAAAAACAUUGGGCUGCUCGAGUUCUUCAUCGAGGAGUACAUGAUGGCCAAGACUGUUCGGGGGUAUCGCGAGAAGAAGGUCAUUGUGUAUGCCUACCUUCGUGCUCAAGAGAUGAUUGAUGCUGACGCUGAAGUCAAGGCAGAGGGGUUUACAGCUCAGCAAGCAUCGCCUCUGGACAAGCUCAUUCGUGUCUACCAGGAUGCCAAAGCCGACUUCUACUUCAGCGAUGCGAACAAGUCUGGCGUUUCCAACAAGUGCAACGACAAGUUCAACAAUGUUCGUUUCCUCCGCGACACUGCGGAGAACCUCUACCGGCACAUGAAGGCCAACAACCUCGAGUCGCACCCCCUUUUACCUGAAGUCACGAAGACGGUCAAUGUCAGCCAGCAGCACGCCGAGCAUCUUGCCGGUGGUCGCAAGCGCAUCUUCGAGCUGAACCCGAAUGAAGAUACUCGGCCCCGCGGACCCCGCUUCAAGCGCCAGCGUCGCGAGCGCGAGCAUCAUGGACGUGAACAUCCUGGACGCAGGCCUGACCGUUACGUUGACUCCUAUCGUCCUCAGCGUCCAGACCGUGUCAAUCGUGAUGGCUGCCGAGAUGACGACGAACCUAACGAAUACCACGACGGCCCCCGUGAUGACCUCGGUGGGCCUCCUCGUGGCCACCACCGCAAUGAACAUGAUGAGGAAUAUGCGGAUGAUCCAGCUCACAACUAA
Molecule: messenger RNA, 948 nt
Organism: Penicillium canariense
Lineage: Eukaryota; Fungi; Ascomycota; Eurotiomycetes; Eurotiales; Aspergillaceae
Exons: 2
Coding region: 1-948 (315 amino acids)
Source: RefSeq, a predicted model, not a curated record